AUGUUAUGUAAUAUGGAUUUAUGUUUGAUAUGCAUAAUCACAUCAAUACUUUGGUUAUCACUUUGGACGCAAACAAUUCAAGGUUUCACAUCAGAUGAAUCACAUGCGAAAAUAUCAGCCAAUUUGGGCGAUAAUGUGAUGUUCAACUGUGCCUUUGAUUUUCCCGACAAGAUUGAGGUGCCGUAUGUUAUACACUGGCAGAAAAAAGGCGUCAAAAUACCAAUUUAUAUUUGGUACGAUGGAUACCCACCUCAUUUGGGAGAGGGCUAUGAGGGUAGGGUAGCGCUAACCAACCCGACAAAAGAGGCCUCACUUAACUUGUCGAACGUACGCGAGUCCGAUCAGGGCUGGUAUGAGUGCAAAGUGUAUUUCCUUAACCAAGCAAAUGAUCAAUUAAAAAACGGAACAUUUGUUUUACUUGAUGUUCACGCACCGCCACAUUUUGAGUCCAAACCGCCUGAGUUUUCCUAUGUAAGGGUCGGGUCGACUCUAACGCUCAACUGUAUAGCUGUGGGUACGCCUUCACCAACAGUUGUCUGGCAAAAGGACAAUCUUCCAAUUGAAACGAAAACAAACAUAAAGAUUGUGGGAUCAGAGUUGCGUAUUGAGAAUUUGGGCGAAUCAGAUAUCGGUGACUACCAGUGCGUGGCAAAGAACCGUCAGGGGUCGGUAACGGCCAACACCAAAGUCAUAGUAGCCGGUCCUGCAGUCAUAUCGUUACCGCCAAAAAACACAACCAAACUAGAGGGCGACAAAGUGGAGCUCACGUGUGAGGCCAAGGCUUUGCCGGCUAAUGUCACCUAUAGGUGGUUCCACAAAGGCAUUGAAAUAUCGCAGCUGUCGUGGCUCGUGACGAGAACAGUCGUCAAAAAGGACGGAACACUUCUAAUAAACCCGACUUCUGCUGAGGACACGGGAAAGUUUACUUGUGAUGCUUUCAAUGGUAUCGGCGAUCCCGACACCGCCAGUGCUUACCUAACCAUCGAAUACCCGGCACGCGUCACAUACUCGCCUUCAAUGCAAUAUUUGCCAUUUGGGUUGUCGGGUGUCGUGCGAUGUUUCAUACAGGCGUCGCCUCCAUUUCAGUUCGUUACGUGGACUCGUGAUAGACGAGCUUUCGACCCGAUUGAUCACCCGGGCGUCAAAGCACUUACUAACGGGUCGUUACUAUUUGAAAGGGUCACUCAUGAACAUCAGGGCAGAUACCGGUGCACUCCUUAUAAUCUUCACGGAACUGCCGGCACAUCGUCUGUGAUGGAGGUCUUUGUUAGGGAACCUCCAAUAUUUACCAUAAAACCGCCCGAAUUUUACCAGAAGCCAGUGGGAAGUGAUGUUAUAAUGGCCUGCGAUGGCGUCGGUAAUCCAAAACCAAUCAUUACUUGGCGUAAAACUGAUGGUUCAAAGUUGCCAAAGGAUAGGACAUUCAUACGUUCCGGUAAUUUGACGAUAAAGUCCAUCAAAAAGGAAGAUCACGGAAAGUAUGACUGUGUUUUGGACAACAUUAUCGCCACAUUAGUUACAUCAACUACACUACUUGUCGAUAGUACGACACCACACGCACCGACUAAUGUAUCGGUUAAUACCAGUGCCUUUGCAGCAACCGUGACGUGGGUUCCCAAUCACGAUGGCGGACAUCAACAACACUUCAGCAUACGUUAUCGGUUUUCCGAUGAAGACGAGACCGGAUGGAUGACAUUAAGGCCACCGGAAGCUACGUCUGCCUUCACUAUAUAUAACUUGAAACCCGACACUGAAUAUGAUUUUCAAGUUUUUGCCUCUAAUUCAUUGGGUCGGGGAAUGGGCUCUAAUAUAAUAAGAGCCCGAACUAAGAGCUGGGACGGUAAUAAUAGUCAAUACCCAACAGAUGCAUACGGUUCUACAUAUUCUCCUAUACAACCUGCCGAGGAAAAUACAAAAUCAGGCACUACUGAUACAUUAGCUGAACCAACUUUACCAUCGUCAACAACAGCAGCGCCUACCGGUCCAAAGCCUGGACACGUGCGUAAUGUAACGAUUGAGAAGAUGGCUCAGGGAUGGGUGGUUUCGUGGUUACCUCCAUUAGACAAGUCUACACAAGUGGCCUAUUAUACAGUUGAAUAUAAAGAAGGCGAUGAAAAGUGGAUCACUUCCGAAGCCAUUUCCAAAGACACGGCUUACUUGAUUAAAGAUUUACAACAGGGAUCAAAAUAUACUAUACGUGUCAAUGCAUAUAAUAUAUUAGGUAUUGGAGAUAUCGGACAAUCCAUUGAUUACAAAAUUACAGGACCGGAAGGUAUGAGAGGACCGCGUGCUAUAACUGCCGGUAUAGUCGGUAGUGUAUUAUUUUUUGUGGCCGCUAUUAUACUAAGUGUUUGUACCGUUAAAAUAUGUAACAAAAGAAAGAGACGUAAACUAGAAAAAGCAUAUAUGAUGGUCACUUGUCCUGUGAUGGACGGCGUCAAUGGUAGUCAUUCUCACGGCGGAAGUCCCGUUACACUCAAACAAUCAUCUCAGAAUAAUAUUAAAGCUCAUAAUGAUUUAAUAUGUAGUUUAGGGACACCCGGAAGUCUUCUCGAUAUGAGAAAAGCUGAAUAUCAAGUUUGAAAAUCAAUUUAUACAAAUAUUUACGAGAAAAUCUACUUAUAUACACAUUUGCCUCAAUAUACAUCAAAAUUUGUCGACACAUUUGUCUAAUUAAAUGCCAGAAUAUUUGAUAUUCAUUUGUGUGAACAAUGAGUGCUCAUUAAGAUUACAC
Molecule: messenger RNA, 2734 nt
Organism: Oppia nitens
Lineage: Eukaryota; Metazoa; Arthropoda; Arachnida; Sarcoptiformes; Oppiidae
Product: protein turtle-like
Exons: 17
Coding region: 1-2583 (860 amino acids)
Cellular component (GO): neuron projection
Molecular function (GO): protein binding
Source: RefSeq, a predicted model, not a curated record